Monomorium pharaonis (pharaoh ant) is the source of this 4259-nucleotide messenger RNA. RefSeq names its product pneumococcal serine-rich repeat protein. The coding region runs from base 34 to 4113 and encodes 1359 amino acids. Lineage: Eukaryota; Metazoa; Arthropoda; Insecta; Hymenoptera; Formicidae. The record is from RefSeq and is a predicted model, not a curated record. The transcript has 7 exons.
AUUUCUGACACAAAGUUACAUCGCACUGGUACUAUGGUGCCGUUGCAGAUACUUGGACGUUCGUUCAUAUUGAUUGUCGUUGCGAGCUGCAUAAUUCAAGGACAUGAAUAUUCAGAAGAUAUAGACGCACAAGGAGCAAAAGAGGAGGACAUAUUGAACAAUUCACCGGAUUCAGCGGUCGAUGAUUUCUACAAUGUGGAAAGAAGCAAAAGACAAUCAAAUUGUUUAAAAACUGUACCUGAUGAAGAUGAUAACACCGACGUAAACUGUGAACAAAUAAAUAUGAAGAGAGGAACUUGCAUCCUAUCGUGUAAGAAAAAUUCUACUUUCCCCGAUGACUCAACUACAAUUACGAUAGAGUGCAAUAAUGGGAACUGGAAAGUAACAAGCGGCACAUGGAAGGAAAUUUCGAAAUGCCAGGAACGCACUACCACUAGUACUACAGCUGGUACUACCGCUAGUACUACCCCUAGUGCUACCGCUAGUAGUACGACUGGUAUUACCGCUAGUACUAUCGCUAGUUCUACGGCUGGUACUACCGCUAGUACUACUCCUAGUGCUACCGCUAGUUCUACGGCUGGUACUACCGCUAGUAUUACCCCUAGUGUUACCGCUAGUUCUACAGCUGGUACUACCACUAGUACUACCCCUAGUGCUACCGCUAGUAUUACCCCUAGUGCUACUGCUAGUUCUACAACUGGUACUAUCGCUAGUACUACCCCUAGUGCUACCACUAGUUCUACCCCUAGUGCUACCGCUAGUUCUACAGCUGGUACUACCGCUAAUACUACCCCUAGUGCUACCGCUAGUUCUACCCCUAGUGCUACCGCUAGUUCUACGGCUGGUACUACCGCUAGUAUUAUCCCUAGUGCUACCGCUAGUUCUACUUUUAGUGCUACCGCUAGUACUACAAUUGGUACUACCGUUAGAACUACCCCUAGUACUACCGCUAGUACUGUAGCUGGUACUACUGCUAGUACUACUCCUAGUGUUACCGGUAGUUCCACAACUGGUACUACCGCUAGUACUACCCCUAGUGCUACCGCUAGUUCUACUCCUAGUGCUACUGCUAGUUCUACGUCUGGUACUACCGCUAGUAUUGCCCCUAGUGCUACCGCUAGUUCUACAGCUGGUACUACCGCUAAUUUUACCCCUAGUGCUACCGCUAGUACUACAAUUGGUACUACCGUUAGUACUACCCCUAGUACUACCGCUAGUACUGUAGCUGGUACUACUGCUAGUACUACUCCUAGUGUUACCGGUAGUUCUACAGCUGGUACUACCGCUAGUACUACCCCUAGUGCUACCGCUAGUUCUACUCCUAGUGCUACCGGUAGUACUACAAUUGGUACUACCGUUAGUACUACCCCUAGUGCUACCGCUGGUUCUACUCCUAGUGCUACUGCUAGUUCUACGUCUGGUACUACCGCUAGUAUUGCCCCUAGUGCUACCGCUAGUUCUACGGCUGGUACUACCGCUAGUUCUACCUCUAGUGCUACCGCUAGUUCUACAGCUGGUACUACCGCUAGUACUACCCCUAGUGCUACCGCUAGUUCUACGGCUGGUACUACCGCUAGUAUUACCCCUAGUGCUACCGCUAGUUCUACUUUUAGUGCUACCGCUAGUACUACAAUUGGUACUACCGUUAGAACUACCCCUAGUACUACCGCUAGUACUGUAGCUGGUACUACUGCUAGUACUACUCCUAGUGUUACCGGUAGUUCCACAGCUGGUACUACCGCUAGUACUACCCCUAGUGCUACCGCUAGUUCUACUCCUAGUGCUACUGCUAGUUCUACGUCUGGUACUACCGCUAGUAUUGCCCCUAGUGCUACCGCUAGUUCUACAGCUGGUACUACCGCUAGUUCUACCCCUAGUGCUACCCCUAGUACUACCCCUAGUGCUACCGCUAGUUCUACAGCUGGUACUAUCGCUAGUACUACCUCUAGUGCUACCGCUAGUUCUACUCCUAGUGCUACUGCUAGUUCUACGUCUGGUACUACCGCUAGUAUUGCCCCUAGCGCUACCGCUAGUUCUACAGCUGGUACUACCGCUAUUACUACCCCUAGUGCUACCGCUAGUACUACCCCUAGUGCUACUGCUAGUUCUACAGCUGGUACUACCGCUAGUAUUACCCCUAGUGCUACCGCUAGUACUACCCCUAGUGCUACCGCUAGUUCUACAGCUGGUACUACCGCUAGUUCUACCCCUAGUGCUACCGCUAGUUCUACAGCUGGUACUACCGCUAGUACUACCCCUAGUGCUACCGCUAGUUCUACCCCUAGUGCUACCGCUAGUUCUACAGCUGGUACUACCGCUAGUAUUACCCCUAGUGCUACCGCUAGUUCUACUUUUAGUGCUACCGCUAGUACUACAAUUGGUACUACCGUUAGAACUACCCCUAGUACUACCGCUAGUACUGUAGCUGGUACUACUGCUAGUACUACUCCUAGUGUUACCGGUAGUUCCACAGCUGGUACUACCGCUAGUACUACCCCUAGUGCUACCGCUAGUUCUACUCCUAGUGCUACUGCUAGUUCUACGUCUGGUACUACCGCUAGUAUUGCCCCUAGCGCUACCGCUAGUUCUACAGCUGGUACUACCGCUAUUACUACCCCUAGUGCUACCGCUAGUACUACCCCUAGUGCUACUGCUAGUUCUACAGCUGGUACUACCGCUAGUAUUACCCCUAGUGCUACCGCUAGUUCUACAGCUGGUACUACCGCUAGUUCUACUCCUAGUGCUACCGCUAGUACUACCCCUAGUGCUACCGCUAGUUCUACAGCUGGUAUUACCGCUAGUACUACUUCUAGUAAUACCGUUAGUUCUACAGCUGGUACUACCGCUAGUACUACCCCUAGUGCAACUGCUAGUUCUACAGCUGGUACUACCGCUAGUACUACCCCUAGUGCUACCGCUAGUUCUACAGCUGGUACUACCGCUAGUACUACCAUUAGUACUACCAUUAGUACUACCACUAGUACUACCACUAGUACUAUCAUUCCUCCUCCGGACAAAUGCGUAAAUGGUUGGAGCAAGUGGAUCAACGAGCAUAAACCCCAAGAAGGGACAACUAAAUACUUGGAAUGCGAGCGGUUGCCUGAUUGGAAAGAUCUCAUCAACACAGAGGGAUUCGGAAUUUGCAACAAGGAGCAUAUAGUUGAUAUAACAUGUAGACCUGUCGCACACAAGUCUUUAUGUGAACGCGGGUAUAAAAGGAAUGUGAAUCCGAUAGGGAAGUGUUCCUUGGAGUGUGGCUGGGAAUGCGAAUCGUACGAACCUUUUAUAUGCGUGGAUUACGAGAUUAGCGUGUUAUGUUGCUGCCCCGAUCAUCAAUCAAUUACGCACAGCAAAAACGGAACAAUAGAGAUCAGCAGAGAGGCUAGUGUGCCGCUAAAGGAUGUUUGUCUUUAUACAUAUAACGAAGACCAAGGCAAACCACGAGUGGCAGCGAAAAAAAUUGGUGAAAAAUGGAACGAUGGUAAAUGCAAAAUAUGCAUAUGCGAGAAUUCGAUUGAUGGUCCUAGGACAAAUUGUUCUUCUAUGGAAUGUUUAAGUAUAGAUGCACAUCCUGAUGUGAACAAUUAUGUACUGAAAAAAGUAGAAUUGAAUGAUAAAUGUUGUCCAAUCUAUGAACGUACUGCCUGUAAAUGGAAGGGCAAAAUAUACAAUGUUGGCGAAAAUUGGAAGCCCAAUGCUAAAAAUGCUUGUCUCACAAUGCACUGUAGCAAGGAUUCAGGUAGUAUUCAGUUAUUAAAUGAGGUCCAAGAUAUCGCAUGUGAUUAUCAACCUUUAAAUAUCAAUCAAGCUGAAGAAGCAUGCAAAACAGUUCUUAUGGAUGCAAACAGUACUAUAGGUAUGCUGGUUGUAAAUCAUCCAUUACAUGGGAAAUGUAAAAAUGUGAAUGCUAUUAAGGGUAUUAAACAAUGCAGUGGCUCAUGCCAAUCUUCAACAUUUUUAAACAGUGAAAACGAGAACCAAGUGAGUGAUCGUCAAUGCUGUCAAGUGAAGGAAUAUAUGAAUAUCAAGGUUAUUUUGAAAUGCGAAGACGGUGAAACAUUACGCAAAAAGCUGCCAAUACCACGUUCUUGUUCUUGUCAAAGUUGUGCUUAGACAUUAAAAAUGAAAAUAAAAAGGCAAAAAUCAAAAGUUAAUGAAGAAUCUGAGCUGACUUGAUUACAUUUACUCUUAUACUUAUGUAUUUUUGAUUCAAUUAUAUUUGUAUUUAAUAAAAGAUUCCUAACUGUAUCAAUAUAAUA